AGUAAAAUUCUCAGACCUAGACCCAACAAGUACUUUAGCAUGGAUCCGGAUCCGAAUCUGUAUUUUUAGAUUGGUUCCGGUUCGGGUCUUCAGGUCCGGGUAAAAUGCCCAGACUAUAAUGUCUACUAUCUGGUCUCCAAAUGAAACUCGGAACCUUUCAUAACUAAGCUAUUAUUGUAUCUUUCGGUGCUUCUAUAACUCUAAGAUUUUAAUUGAUUUUUUCAUCGUCCUUGGCAAUCAUUUUACAGAUUACAACAAUUAGCAUUAAAUCUUCCCCCUAAACCGAUAAGAACACCAUAUAUUAUAUAGGCCCUAUUAUAUAUGAAGUGGUGGGUUAUAUAAAUGAACGAGUUGUACUAUGGAGUUUUAGCUUUUGAAAUUUUAAGUUGUGCAUCCAAUACGAGGACAAAAGAUUUGCUUGGAUGAGAAAACUUCUCACAAAUUGACGAUUUUACCAUCUACCCUCUUGAGUGCAUUUACGUCAAAAUAACUGAGCAAUAUUCAUCCACGUGUACAACACAACACACUUUGCACACACAUUAUUCUUUCAUGAAAAUAAAUAAGAUCUUCAUAUGCUUUUAGCAAGCAAUAAUAUUCCUAUAUAAAUGGUUAACGUCUUUCCAACUUACAAAACUUUUUCUCAAACCACCACAAGAGAGAGAAAGAGAAUAAGAAAAUGUGUAAAGGCGUGAAUGAAGAAGAGAACAGAAGUGUCCACGGAGGUUGCCGGAGUCUCUGCACGAGACCGAAUGUUCCGGUUAGGUGUGAGCUUCGUGGCGGUGACGCCUCCGUGUUUUGCGAGGCUGACUCAGCUUUUCUCUGUAGGAAAUGCGACCGGUGGGUUCACGGAGCUAAUUUUCUUGCUUGGAGACACGUGAGACGCGUGCUAUGCACCGCAUGUUAUAAACUCACGCGCCGAUGCCUCGUCGGAGAUAACUAUCACUUUGUCUUACCGUCGGCGACGGCAGGAGAAUCCACCGUUGGGGAUAUAACAACGUUGAAUGAACAAGAUAGUAGUAAUAACGAGGUUCCGUUUUGUGUUUCUCUGAUUUAGUUUUUUUCCCUUUUUGUGUUGUAAGAUAUUAAUUCCUAGGAUUUGUAAUGCAUUUUCUAUUAGGAAAAAUCUGGGGAAUUUAAUAUAUGAAACUCAUAAUUAGAAUUUUAAGUAAUGGGUGUUGACUAAAAAUAGAAAGAAUAAUUUUCUCCAACUGAAGGGAAAGGAAAAAGGUUCUUUCUUUGAAUCUGGAACUAUGUCCUCUUCUGAAUACGUGUGAAACUAAAAGGAAACAAGCUAAAAAAAGUUCAAGCAAGAAUCAAUCAAACUGCGUUUGGCUUUCGCUGGUUAACUGUUCUUAUGUGUUUACCAAAAUCUAAAGAACGAAACUUAGGUUCACCCCGAAGUGGUGAACUUACCAAUCAAAAUGACACGUAUAUUAAUAAUAAAAUAUAUUAGUUUUUAAAAAAAAAAUCUAAAAUAAUUAAAAAAAAUAAUGACGCUUAUUUUAAUGACGCUAACGCCACUAAUUAAACCCUAAAUCUUAAAUUUUAAACCCUAAACCUUAAAUCUAAACCCUAAACCUUAAUUCUAAACCCAAACUCUAAACCCUAAACCCAAACCCUAUAUUUUAAACCCAAAUCCUAAACUCUAAACCCAAAUCGUAAACUCUAAACUCAAACCCUAGACUUUAAACUUAAACCCUAUAUCAUAAACCAAAACCUAGACUCUAAACCCAAAUCUUAAACCCUAAAGAAACAACAUCAACAUAGGAUUUGGGUUAAGGAUUUACGAUUUGAGUUUAGGGUGUAGGGAUUAAGUUUGGAUAUAUGGUUUGAGUUUAGAGUUUAUGAUUUGGGUUUAGGAUAUAGGGUUUGAGUUUAGGGUUUACGGUUUGGGUUUAGGGUUUAGGAUUUGGGUUUAAGAUAUAGGGUUUGGGUUUAGGGUUUAAAGUUUGGAUUAAGGGUUUACGGUUAGGGUUUAGGGUUUAGGGUAUAGAUUUAAAGUUUAGAGUUUAGUUAGUGGCGUUAGCAUCAUUAAAAUUGGAGUUAUUAUUUUUUCAAUUAUUUCAGAUUUUAAUCUAUUUUAUUAUUAUUCUAGGUGGUAUUUUGAUUGGUAAUAAGAGGAAAGGUGAAUUUAAAGGUUUACCCUAGGGGUGAACCCAAGUAUUGUUCAAAACUAAAACGUCUCUCAUGGGAAGCAUCUUCUUCAUGCAACGCUAAAUGUUACGGUAUGAACCCGUUCAAGCUGGCUUAUUGUGGAAAAGUGCUAAGUCAAACUGCAGUACUCUAAAAUAAUAAUGACUUAAAAUAUAAAAAGAAAAAAAAACAUCAUGACAGGUAUCAGCAAACCUCCUACCACAUGUCACAAGAAAAAAAAAAAUCUACUUUAUAUUUAUAUAUAUAUAUAAUUCGCUAGAAAUUUCAUUUGUAGAGACUAUUUUCCUAUUAGAGGGAGAUCCAAAAAAAAAAAAAUUCUUUUAAAAUAGGAGAAAAGUGUUAGUGCAGUGACGACUGAGUUUUAGAAGCCGAAGAAAAACAACUCCUCAAAAUGUCCAUGUAUCAGCCGUGAAGUACUAGAUGAAGUCGUACAAGAAGUGUCGUGAAGUGAAGCUGAAGUGAAGAUGUGUAGCUGACUUGAAAACUGAACUUGGAGCCGACGUAGAGCUAAACUACAAGAUAACUUAGAGGCUAAACAAGCUAUGAUUUACCUUGGAAAAAAGUAAAUCAUCAAGGGAAGAUUUCCAAAAGGCUUUGAAGAAAUUUUGGAAAUAUUCCAUAAAGGAAGAUUUGUGAAUAUCUCUUCCUUGAGAAGUUGGCAAAGAUAAGCCACGAAGUCUACAUGUAUAAGUAGACAGAGACGUGCCUUGAGAUAGGUACCACCUCAAGAGAAUGUCGUAAGCAUAAGGGCUUUGGUGUUGAAUUAGAAUAGACACAAAGCAUAAGGGCUAGGGGUCAUGAGGGGGUGAGAGGGGUUCUUGGGUUAGUUUGAUCUAGGAACGUUUUAGGCUAUUGUUUGUCUGGACUGUGACAUGUUAGUCAAUUCGGAAAAGAACUAGUAAGACACUUUAUCUAUGUAAAGAUAAAAUUUUAUUAUAUAUUGUUGUAAUACUUUGUGAAUAAAUAAAAGCAUUGUACUUGUGUGUAUUACUUUCUGUAACUCUU
Molecule: messenger RNA, 3159 nt
Organism: Brassica napus (rape)
Lineage: Eukaryota; Viridiplantae; Streptophyta; Magnoliopsida; Brassicales; Brassicaceae
Product: B-box domain protein 31
Exons: 1
Coding region: 677-1054 (125 amino acids)
Molecular function (GO): zinc ion binding
Source: RefSeq, a predicted model, not a curated record